GCCGCCGCCAUCUUGGUUAAGGGCAGGGACCCGUGGGACGCAUGCGCGGCCGUCGGUCUUCGUGGCGUCAGUUCGUGGCAGGGCGCAUGCGUCGGCUGAUUGACAGCUUCGGGGAGGGAGGAGAAAGUCGAGCCCAGAGAAAUCAUUGUCUCUUCUGGUUGCAAUGGGUGUUGUUGCAGUAACAUUUUGCAGGCGCAUGAAAUGGGAAAGGAUUGCAGACUGGACACUCGGAACAAGCGUCAAGGUCUGCUAGACACACGUUUCGCCAGGACUUGGAAAUCGUUAUUUCUGCUGGUGGGGGAAAAAGAAGAUUUACAUCCCUGGUUAGACCCCCCUCUCUAGGUUCCCCACCUGAGAGCCAACUCUGGGCGUACGGACGGACACAGCAGGAGGUGGGUUUGGAUCUGCUUGGGUGUUGAAUGAGGAGGAAAUUCCAAGAGGUGGAUUUGCAAUCAGCAAACUCGAUCCAAGCAUUGUUUCUUGUUGUGACAGAGUAGCUCCCUUUUUGUUUGUCGCCUGCUUAUCACAGGAGUGUGACCAUGGAAGGCCAAAGCACAGAUCGCAAUGGGGAGAGACUCUACACAUGUUUGGUUUGUGGACACGCCUUUUGUCACUCAUCUGACCUGUCAAUACACCAGCGUAAUCACACUGUGGAGAAGGUCUGGAAAUGUGCGGAGUGUGGGAAGGGCUUCAAGUAUCCAUCCCUGUUGGAAACUCAUCAGCGUAGUCACACUGGGGAGAGGCCAUUCAUCUGCUCUGAGUGUGGCAAAGGCUUUGCUGCAUCCUCCACCUUGCUGUCACAUCGGCGAGUUCACACUGGGAAGAGGCCGUUCACCUGCUCCGAGUGUGGGAAGGGUUUCACUCAGUCAUCUACCCUGCUGUCGCACCGGCGUGUUCACACCGGGGAGCGGCCGUUCACUUGCUCUCAUUGCGAAAAGGGAUUCACUCAGUUAGCAAACCUCCUGAAACACCACCGAGUUCACACCGGGGAGAGACCAUUCACCUGCUCCCUGUGUGGGAACGGGUUCACCCAGUCGUCUGACCUGCUGAAGCACCAGCGGGUUCACACUGGGGAGAGACCAUUCAGUUGCACCCAGUGCGGGAAGGGGUUCACUCAGUCAUCCCACCUGCUGAAACAUCAGCGAGUUCACAAGGAAUCACAGUGAGGGGUUUCUGCUAUUUAAGCAUGCCCAGGAAUGAACCACAGACAUUAGGAUCUCUUUCUGAGGAUGAUAUUUAAUCAAAUAUAAAGACAAAUCUACAGGAUGAAGAUCCCAACUCGCUGCAUGUGAAUGCAUUUAUACUGGGUAGAGAUGUUCACCUGGACUGUGUGAAAUUUUCUGAUCCAUCCAGAGUGGUGAAAUAGCAAGGACCUCCACUGUCAGAGUGGCUGUCCAUCUCUCAACCAUGUUUUCUGGGGUCUGUUUCUGAUGUUUAUAAACUCAAGUUUGAUCAUGUACUUGAGGUCAAGAUUGAAUAAAUCAA
Messenger RNA from Chiloscyllium plagiosum (whitespotted bambooshark), 1485 nucleotides. RefSeq lists its product as uncharacterized. Gene Ontology annotation, molecular function: DNA-binding transcription factor activity, RNA polymerase II-specific; sequence-specific DNA binding. Gene Ontology annotation, cellular component: nucleus. Gene Ontology annotation, biological process: regulation of transcription by RNA polymerase II. Lineage: Eukaryota; Metazoa; Chordata; Chondrichthyes; Orectolobiformes; Hemiscylliidae. The record is from RefSeq and is a predicted model, not a curated record.